Molecule: messenger RNA, 3339 nt
Organism: Wasmannia auropunctata (little fire ant)
Lineage: Eukaryota; Metazoa; Arthropoda; Insecta; Hymenoptera; Formicidae
Gene: D12
Product: YEATS domain-containing protein 2
Exons: 4
Coding region: 1-3207 (1068 amino acids)
Biological process (GO): regulation of transcription by RNA polymerase II; chromatin remodeling
Cellular component (GO): NuA4 histone acetyltransferase complex
Molecular function (GO): histone binding
Source: RefSeq, a predicted model, not a curated record
AUGCCAAGUUCUUUCUUAGCAUCAAGAAACAGUACCGCAAAAAAGAUAACUGCAAUAGUGGAGAAGGAGUUUUCACGGGAAAUCGACUUGAAGGAAAAAGAGAUUUUGCAGAUACAGGAGAGAUUACAUAAAACUCUGAGGAUCUUUCAUCUGUUGCGUUACAUCAUAAUUACUAACUUUUACAAUCGCAAGCAGUGUCAAAUUCCCCAAGCUGCGGAGACAACGAAACAGACGAGAAUUCAUCCUGCGAUUAAGACGUUACUCGGGAAGAGUCCCAGUUCAGCCGAUCAUGCAGAUCUUGCAGUGCCGUCGACAUCCACCGAUCCUCGAUUUUUGUAUGACGACAAAUCUCUCGUAUCGAGCACCGCGGUGGAUAACGUGCUUAAACUCGAGGAAAAUGCGAACAAACGUGACGGCACGUUGCGCCAAGGUGAGAAGCGAAAAGCGCCGGACGAUCAAUCUCAACUGCGCAAGGUACCUCGUUAUGUACCACCGAAGAGCAGCACGCCCGAGAAGACGAGUCCGUCGCGCGGGAAUAGCCACAAAGUCCGCAAGCGUAUCGUCGUCGGCAACAUCUCCAAGUGGAUCCCACCGGAUUGGCGAGAGGACGCGUCUAGUCAUAAGUGGACGAUGUACGUGCGAGGUGACAAGGAUGAAAAUAUUAGCGCUUUUGUCAAUAAGGUGAGGUUCUUCCUACAUCCCAGUUAUCGUCCAAAUGACGUCGUCGAGGUCACGUCGUACCCGUUUCAUUUGUCCCGACGCGGAUGGGGCGAGUUUCCUCUCAGAGUGCAACUGCACUUCAAGAACGCCCUGAACAAGCCCAUGGAUAUAAUUCAUCAUCUGAAGCUGGAUCGCACCUAUACUGGACUGCAAACCCUGGGUUCGGAGACUGUGGUCGACGUGUGGAUUCACACGGCAGAAUCCCGCAAUCCCGAGCAGAAUUAUAGCGAAUCCGUCGAGUCUUCCGUUAAUGACACUCUCGUGAAGAUUGAAUCGAAGGAUGUUUUUGAAUCUACUCAUAAACAGUCGUCUACUCAUAAAUUUGCGGACACGUCACGGCUUACCACAAACAAUUUUAAGGAGAUUCAAGUGAAAGAAGAAAUAUCUGAUUCAGAAGUAUGCGAACAAUUUAAUUCAUCGUUGGAUUUAAUGUUGAUCAAAAAUUCAGAAGGCGCCAGAAUAAAAACUGAAUCUAACGCAACUCAUAUAUCCAACGACGAACACAUAGAAGUGAUAUGUAACUAUAUUAAACACGAUCAUAAUUAUUUUUUCAGACAGUAUUCCGAUUCUCGUCAUUGUACCGUAAGAGAAGGAAACACGACUGUAGAACACUUUCCAGAGACUGAUCAUACAACAUUUGCGAUCAAUUCGUUAAGAGUCGAGAAUAAUAAAAAAAAAUCCGAUGUAACAGUUACCUCGCGUAGAAUUAAUGGUGAUAUUCAGUCUUCCAGAAACUAUCAGCCUUUAGCAUCUUCAAACGCAAUGCUAAAUGAUUCGCUAGCGGCAUCAGGAAAUGCAACAUUCCAAGAGAACAAUAGUCAAAAGAAUCUAUUCGGUACGAAUAAAUAUUUACAGAAAAACUCGAGGAGUGAUGAUACCUUGAAGAUUUUAGAAACUACCUCUGCCAGAGAUAUAGCAACAAUUAAUGGAUUUCGCAAACCAUCCGGUUCCUCGCUUGACUGCUUCAACAAUUUACAGAAAACCACAGGAUCACCGGAGACCUGUAAUUCGCACUUGAAACCUCUGCAAAUCUCCAUACCACCGUCGAAUAUAUUUGCAUCGUUGCCCAAUAAGCACGUACUUCUGUUGAAGGAUAAAAAAUCGAUGGAUCUUACGAGUAUCCUUCCGUCGAAAUCCAACGAGAACUCGAGAAUGUUCAUCGAUGGCGACGUGAAGAUUUCCGUUCCGCGGGACGGUAAUGUCGCGAAGCUGAACAUUCGCGUUCCCCAGGGCGUGAGCAUCCUGAAGAAGCUCCCUAACGUCAAAGCGAACGCGCGACAGGAAGACACUGUCAGCAACAACAAGAAGACCACUGUACUCAAGCUGAAGAGCGCUAACAGUUUACUGCUAAAUGUCAACGAAAACGUGCCGAUCUUGAAGAUAGCGGAUUCGCAUGAUUCGCGAUAUAGUUACAGCCUCGCCGAGACGACGAUCGGCAAGCAGGAGCUUGCGUCGUGCGCGAAAUUGCAAGAGAAGACCGCGGUUCAGCGGGCGAAGAUCACGCUGGGCAAGGACAAAUUCAAGAUCUACAGCAAGAGGGAUCAGUACGAGGCGACACUUCGGUCGAUCGAUAGCGUGAGUAUCGCUGACACGGAGGCGCUGAUACGAUUUAUCAUACGCCGAUUACCGAUCAUUACGCGAGACGUCCGCGAUCCCGACUACAGACGACUGCAUCCUUAUGCGUGCGGUAGCGAGGAGGAAUACUUGACAUGCAACAUCGGCAAGCAACGUGCUAUGGAGUGGUACCGCGCGAAGACAAUCAGAGACUGCCUACGAACGAAGCUGAUCCCAGUUGAUCAAUUGUGGAGCAUCAAGGAAAUCAUACUGUGGGCGAGAUUGCACGGCUACACACCAAGUCAGAGCACUUUCGGCGCGCAGGAAAUAGUCGAAACGAGUGACACGAAGAAACUACCCGACAUCACAACAUCCGCCACGUCUUGCACUGUCCUGUCCACGUGUACGGAGCCGAUUGCGUUGCAAAAGUGGCUGCAGACCUGCCAGCAAGAAUCUAACCAUCAGUCGACAGAUAAUUACAUCGACGAUGAAGAAAUCGACAUCGAGACUAUCAAGGAGUGUCCACGCAGGAUAGCAAUCGAUCGGAGAAAAAACGAUGGUAACCAAAAUAGCAAUUAUUCAUCCGAUUCUGCAUUAAUACCGAUCGAACUUGACGAAGAUCUGCUGCCGUUUCAUAAUUUCGUAUGCGACACCGCGCGAGACAUCGGCAUCAAGAUUGGACCAGAGGAGGUUGUACCUGGUGUUCUGUAUUGUGCAGCUAGUCGCGUAAUAAUGCGGGUUGUUGAAUGUUUCGUGGAGGAUCUCACUCGAUCGUCGCUGGCAAGAGCUUGGGAAAGAAAUAACGGGAAUGAAUACCCCAAAGUUAUUACGCCGAACGAUGUCCGUAACGCUCUCGCAAAUCGAGAGGAAUUCGACAUUUUGACAAACGAAGGUUUGGGCUCGAGACAAGAAUUGAAUACGGCAGAACUGUGAGGACACACGUGUUGUCGCUAACGAGCAAUCGCUCGGUUGUAUCGCUACGGACUUCAGAGUACAACGAAGUAAUCGGUGAACAUGCAGUGAAAGAAAGUCGAGACAGACGCGAGUUUUCCAUCAUGGGAGAUA